CGUCCGCCAUCUUGGCCCGAGUAGACGCCGUCGCCGCCGCCACUAAACAAACCCGAGCGCGGUACCGGCGAACGAGGGGGAGGUGUGGCUGCCGCGGACCCCUCGAUGUGCUGCGCACGGUCGGGCAGCGACGCUGAGCCCUGGGGGAGCACAGACACAAGGGAAGGAUGCCUGUGGUGUGGCCAACUCUUCUGGACCUCAGUAGGGAUGAGUGCAAGAGGAUCCUUCGCAAACUGGAACUGGAGGCCUAUGCCGGUGUCAUCAGUGCCUURCGUGCACAGGGAGACCUUACGAAGGAUAAGAAGGAUCUUCUUGGAGAGCUCUCUAAAGUGCUUAGUAUUUCAACAGAACGACAUCGUGCUGAAGUUCGGAGAGCAGUAAAUGAUGAACGACUAACAACGAUUGCACACAAUAUGUCUGGACCAAACAGCUCUUCAGAGUGGUCCAUAGAAGGUCGUCGACUGGUGCCGCUGAUGCCACGACUUGUUCCACAAACAGCUUUUACUGUUACCGCAAACGCUGUUGCCAAUGCAGCUGUUCAGCACAAUGCAUCUCUUCCAGUUCCUGCAGAAACUGGAAGCAGAGAAGGUGUCAGCUGCUCAGAUGAUGAUGAAAAGCCCCGCAAAAGACGGCGAACGAAUUCUUCUAGUUCUUCCCCUGUUCUCCUGAAAGAAGUCCCGAAGGCGGUGACUCCCGUCACUAAAACUAUCACAGUGCCUGUAAGUGGCAGCCCCAAAAUGAGUAAUAUAAUGCAGAGCAUUGCCAACUCCUUACCACCACACAUGUCGCCUGUGAAAAUAACCUUCACUAAGCCCUCCACACAGACAACAAACACCACAACACAGAAGGUGAUAAUAGUAACCACCUCUCCAAGCUCAACUUUUGUACCCAACAUCCUUUCCAAGUCCCACAACUAUGCAGCAGUUACAAAACUUGUCCCAACAUCAGUCAUUGCCUCAACUACUCAAAAGCAGCCCGUGGUUAUCACUGCUUCCCAGUCCUCUGUGGGCAGCAGCAGCAGCAGCUGCUCCACUCCCUCCUGCACUGCAAAUACUAUUGCUGUGACUGCUGUAGUGUCGUCCACACCAUCAGUGGUUAUGUCAACAGUGGCACAAGGUGUGUCUACAUCAGCAAUUAAAGUUGCCUCUACCAGACUACCUUCCCCAAAAGGUUUGGUUGGGAAUCCAACUCAGAUCUUAGCACAGUUUCCCAAACAGCAUCAGCAGUCUCCCAAACAGCAGCUGCACCAAGUCCARCAGGCCCAACAGCCUCAGCAGCAGCAACCGCAGCAGCAGCAGCUGGUGCCGUGUUCUGUAGCCCCGCAGCAGCCGCAGCAAUCUCAGCUGGCCCCUGGCAUCAAGCCCUCCAUUCAGAUCAAACAGGAAUCAGGUGUUAAAAUAAUCACUCAACAGGUGCAGCCCAGUAAAAUCCUUCCCAAACCAGUUACAGCGACCUUGCCCAGCAGUAGCAAUUCACCUAUUAUGGUGGUUAGCAGUAAUGGGACUAUCAUGACAACUAAACUGGUCACUACUCCCACUGGAACUCAAGCAACAUAUACACGGCCAACAGUGAGCCCCUCUCUGGGGGCUCGGAUGGCUGGAACUCCAGGGGCUGCUACGUAUGUGAAAACUACAAGUGGUAGCAUCAUUACUGUAGUACCAAAAUCACUAGCUACUCUAGGAGGGAAGAUCAUCAGCAGUAAUAUUGUUUCUGGAACUACAACCAAAAUCACUACAAUUCCAAUGACAUCGAAACCCAAUGUGAUUGUUGUGCAAAAGACCACUGGAAAAGGAACUACAAUUCAAGGGCUUCCAGGCAAAAAUGUUGUCACAACACUGUUGAAUGCUGGGGGGGAGAAAACUAUUCAGGCAGUGCCAGCAGGAGCAAAACCUGCUAUCAUCACUGCUACAAGACCCAUCACAAAAAUGAUUGUUACACAGCCAAAAGGAAUAGGGUCUACGGUCCAGCCAGCCACCAAAAUCAUCCCAACUAAAAUUGUUUAUGGUCAGCAAGGGAAAACUCAGGUCCUCAUAAAACCAAAGCCAGUGACAUUUCAAGCAACAGUUGUGAGUGAACAAACCAGACAGCUGGUGACUGAAACGUUACAGCAGGCAUCAAGGGUAGCAGAGACAGGAAACUCAUCUCUCCCAGAAGUGAAAGAGGAACCACAAACCUACACUGACAGCAGCUCUUCUUCUACAGAGUCUUCCCAGAGCUCUCAAGAUUCUCAGCCUGUGGUCCAUGUGAUUGCUUCAAGAAGUCARGAUUGGACAGAACAUGAAAUUGCUGUAGACACAAGCCCUACAAUAAUUUACCAGGAUGUGUCCAGUGAAUCUCAGUCAGCUACUUCCACAAUAAAAGCUUUGCUGGAACUUCAGCAGACUACAGCAGUGAAGGAAAAGUUGGAAUCAAAGCCAAGGCAGCCUACCAUUGACUUGAGCCAAAUGGCUGUCCCAAUCCAGAUGACWCAAGAAAAGAGACAUUCUCCAGAAAGCCCUUCAAUUGCUGUUGUAGAGUCAGAACUAGUGGCUGAAUAUAUCACAACUGACUCAGGAAGACAACAUUGUAUUGGUUCACAUUCGGAAGAGUAUCUACACAACCAUAUAGUCAGUCAUCGGUCCCAGCCCCACCAGUCAUCUCAGCCCCAGAGGACUCUGCUGCAGCACGUGGCUCAGUCGCAGACAGCAACGCAGACUUCUGUUGUGGUGAAAUCUAUCCCUGCAUCCUCCACAGGCGCUAUUACCCAUAUCAUGCAGCAGGCCUUAAGCAGUCACACUGCAUUUACCAAACACAGUGAACAACUUGGAACUGAGGAAGGAGAAGUGGAAGAGAUGGACACCUUAGAUCCUCAGACUGGCCUGUUUUACAGAUCGGCCCUGACACAAUCACAGACACAAAAGCAGCAAAAAAUGAGUCAGCCACAGCUGGAACAGACUCAACUGCAAGUGAAAACUCUGCAGUGUUUCCAGACUAAGCAGAAGCAGACAAUCCACCURCAGGCUGAUCAAAUCCAGCACAAACUCCCACAAAUGCCCCAGCUUUCCAUAAGGCAUCAAAAGCUAACCCCAUUGCAGCAAGAGCAAGCACAGACYAAACCAGAUGCACAGCAGCCCCCACACCACAUGGUGGCCAAAGAAAGGCAACUCCCUACCUUAGUGGCACAGCCACAGCAAACUGUAGUACAGGUGCUUGCAGUAAAAACCACGCAGCAGCUGCCCAAACUGCAACAGGCACCAACGGCACAAAAAAUCUACGUGCAACCCCAGCCCCCCCAGAGUCAAAUGCAGCUACCUGCUUCUUCAGAGAAACAACCAGCAAGCCAGGCAUCCACGGAGACAGCAGUAGCAGAUAUAUUGAAAGUGUCUAUGGUGGAAGCUCAGAUUGAUGCAAACAUAGAACAUACGAUAGUGGAUCCCCCAAACAAGGCCACGUCCACUAGUAAACCCGCUAGUGAAGCAGAGUCGUCACCUUGUACCCAGGGUCCGAGGGUGGCUGCAGUAGGGAUGAUGGCACCUUCCAUCCUCCAGCAACAGACACGUACAGAAUCCAGCUCAAGUCCUCCUGCUGUUGGUACUACUUUAACAGAGAGGAAACUCGAUGCACAAGGAAUGCCUACAACAAACCAGUUCAUGCACAUUCAGAAUAUAUCACAAAAGAAAGCUGAAGAGAGCUCAUCAGAAACUGUUGUCCAGACUAUCCCUCACUAUUCCAUCCCUUGUCACUCCAGCUCCAAUGUGGUAGUGGAACCCAGUGGGCUCCUGGAGCUCAACAACUUCACCAGUCAGUGCCUCGAUGAUGAGGAGACAGCAAUGGAGCAAGAUGUGGACAGUAGCACUGAGGAUGGCACUGAGCCCAGCCCCUCUCAAAGUUCUGCUGAACAAUCCUAAGGAAGUGGGACACUGGAGUGCGCUUUAAAAKAUCUUGGGAUUUUGAGUAUCCAAGAUGCCCUUCUCUUGUGAUGUUUUAGAGCACUUUGCCUAUUAGAUACAUUCAUUGGACUCUUGAAGCAUCAGUGUGUUUUAACAAAACCGUAUUGAAAGAGCUGCAUCUUAAAAAUUGUUUCCAAAAAAAAAGGAAAAUAUGUAGUUACUGAGAUUUAGUAAACCUGUGACAGUGGAAUGUACUCCUGUUAAAAAACRAAGCUGCCAUAAUUCUAAAGCUUGUGCUAUUGAAGUCCUUGCCCAGAUACUGAAGCAGCUGUUAGUGAAAAGGGAUUAUUGUUUUGCUGUCUUUUUAGUUGUUGAGCAAAACACCAUCCAAAAAAAAAAAGUUUAAUAAAUACUUGUAUUUUUAAAUAGCAUGUGAGAGAAAAAAUGUCUCUGACAGUGCUGGAAAAGCCCCAGGAAUUUUGAGUAUCCAAGUACUCAAAGUAGUACUACUAUCCAAGUAGCUUUCUUGCACUCAUGCUCACUUAAUUUUUUUCAUAAGCCUAAAAGUUUUUUUUUUCAUUCUUUUUUGUGAAUGUUUGAAAAUAAGCAAAAUUGGUAACUGGUAGCAAAGUGGAUUUGCUAGUGAAUUUUUGUGUUCAUGCUUUACAAGAAGUAGGGUAAAAGUAGGGUAAUGGUAGAUGAGGCAUUUCUUUGUGCCAUAAGCACACAAAAUGCUUGUCUACUCUAGUUAACCUUUGAUUAUUUAUUUAAAWAUAAAAUUUAAAGUGAGACAAGUUGUUGGAAGAGUUCCUGUGAAACAGGCAGUUGUAUUAGUUUUAGUACAAACCAGGGAGAAGAAGGUGUCUUUUGCUAUUAAUCAGUUUUUCAAAACUGGGGAUAAGGGGUUCAACAUCUUUCCAAGUUGAACUUAAGAAUUUAGAAGUGAGCUAAGGCUUUUCAAAAUCUGCAUUUUACUCUUACGUGCUGUUUUUAAAGUUGACUAUUUGGGGAGUUCAAAACCUUAAAUGGGUAUACAGUGGUAGGUUUCCAAAAUAAGCCUUAUGCCUUGGCUUGUUGAAGCAAUACUUUGGGGUUUUGUGAUAGUUACAAGUCACAGAAAGAGGCUUGGGUUCAGAUGGGACAAGUGAACCAGUUUUAAUACAUUCUGGUAAUCAAGACAAUACUUUUUUUUUUUCCAAAAUGUAUAUAAAACCAUGUUUUUAACUGUUUUGUAUAGAUUUCAUUAUAAAUAACUAAGCAUUUUAUGACUUUGACAUAUCAUUUAAUUGUAUAUACAUGUAUAAGCCUAACUGCCCACAUUUUGGUGCUGAAGUACUACUGUAAGUAGAUUUCAUCCAAAGUCUAAUACAGCUUUUUGCGUCAGUYUUUUUUUUAAGCUGUCAUUUUACUGUUGAUAUUGUAGUUAAGGUUAAAUUCCAGCUGGAGUAACUCAAACUAAAAACCACAAACCAAAAAAACCCACUUAUCUGUCUGGAGUAUCCACCUAUGUUAGAAUGUGCAGUAACCCCUAGAUGGGGCUCUUGGUUUUCCUCUAAUCUCAGUUAUCUUAUAAAUGAAGUCAUUAGGACCGUCAUGUAUUUUUUUUUCCUUCUGUUUUCUUUUUCUAUCAGUGUUAGUUCCAAAAUAAUGUAGUUUAUAAUUGUGGAGAAGUGUCCUGAUAGAUUCAACGUGCAAAUACUGGAAUAGUGACUUAUGAAACUAACAAUUUUUGUGCUACCUUCAUAUUGAAAUAAGUAUUGGUUUCGGUUCUGCUGUCCAUAGUGCUCAGGAUUGAAGGAAUAAUAUGUAUUGAAUGAAAUAUUCCACAUUUCUUUAGUUCAAUAAUAACUCCGUCAGUAGGCCAUUGUAGGUAGUUCAGGUUUUAAUUACUCUUCAGGAGUUUUUGUUCUUGCUUUAAAGAAAUCACAGCAAUCAACAAGAGUAACAAGGUAUGAUCUAAGUUGUSAAAGUUCCACAUUGCUUCAGAAUGACAAAAAGUGGCUCAAUACCAUUACUGGCAUUGGGCAGUCUCUUAUGCKUUGCAUAAAUCUGUGUAAGGAAUGGUCUGCAUUAUGAUACCCAUUGGUGAAAAGCCCAGAGCAGGUGAGACACACAGUUCUGGCUUGUAUAAAAUUUUCAUUGUCACCUGCAGUGCUUUGCGUGUCCCUCCUCUCUAGGAUUGGAGGGUCAUGAAAAUAUAAGAGAGAGUAAGAUUUUUCUUAAGCACUCAGGACCAAAAACAUUGUCCUAAGUUACAGUUUCAKUUUUAGGUGAAAGUGUAUGCCUCCUCAGCCAAAAACAGAUACCAGAAAUUGCCUACAGUGAAUUCAACACCAAAGCAUUCACUAUAUUAUUGAGUUGCAGUCCAGUUUAUUCAGAUGUUUUAUGUAAGGCUGUUGUUUGCCYCUUUAGUGAUGGCUGGAGCAAAGAUAUGGACAACUACAGUGAACUAUCUGACAGUUCUUUAAAGACAGCAAAUUGUUAAACACCUGAAACCUUUUCAGGUUUCUAUGAGAAGUGAUUGAUUUCAGGUUGGUAAGUUGGGGAUGUCUAGGGGUGAUGUAAGAAACUUAGAAGAAKGAACUUUGGCAGUGUAUUCAUUCUYGAGACUCUUCUCUUACUGCUUUCCCAAAYUUCAGCUUGUUUUCCUUCACCAUAUGAAUACCUUUACAAAUAACAGCUACCCAAGGUGAGCUAAAAUACGGGUAGAUAUGGUAAUUUUCUUUUUACUUGCUUUUUGAUAAUGGUAGUAAGAUGAGGUGCUUGGAGGAUUUGGCCUUCUCCCCUUUCCAUGAACUCCAGGCCCCACUGCCUGGCAGAUGUGCAGCUUUUUCCUGCUUGUCGUUGGAAUACUUCAUCCUCCUGCAGUCGUGUAUCCGCUUCUCACAGCCCUAYAAACAUCAGUGAACUGCUAAAAAUAAAACAUCAGUAUGUCAGAUAAGAUUUGCAUAUCUUAUCUCCCUACUAAGCUGUAUCUUCAUUCCUGAAAUUAAUUUGAUGUCCCUCCUUGGAACAGAAGAAAGGGUAGGUAUGGUGGUGGUAAUUUUUGGCACCAGGAAUUAGCAGGCAAUAGGCUGGUAUGUUAUCAGAAAGCUGUAUAUUGUAAAGCARGUGAAGUGGCAUUAACAAGUCUCUGAAUUCAGCAGUUUAACAAACAUGCUCUGGCACUGCAGUAACACAUGAAUCUUCAAAAAAGGAUGCUAAGAUAGUGAACUGAAGUUAGAGGAGGUACUUAAACUAGGGGGAAUUUGUGUGCUUUAAAGAUGCCGGGAAUCAUAAAGGCUUGUAUGUUUUCUGGAAAGGUUAAAACAUUGGGGUGAAGGUAUUUUCAGUCUCAGUCUUUCUUCCAUUGGUAAAAUAAGUUUUUGAAAUUUCAGGGCAAAAUAGAAAAGGGGCCCUUAAGGCCCUUUGACCAGAACACAUGACUAAAUCAAUGGGAUUAAAAAAAAAAAAAA
This is a messenger RNA of Malurus melanocephalus (red-backed fairy wren), 7324 nucleotides long. RefSeq names its product EMSY transcriptional repressor, BRCA2 interacting (gene EMSY). Bases 168 to 3887 code for a protein of 1239 amino acids. The transcript has 20 exons. Gene Ontology annotation, biological process: regulation of DNA-templated transcription. The record is from RefSeq and is a predicted model, not a curated record. Gene Ontology annotation, cellular component: nucleoplasm. Lineage: Eukaryota; Metazoa; Chordata; Aves; Passeriformes; Maluridae.